AAUAACUUGGAAGUCCACGCAUGGCUGAGCACUUUAGUAGUACACGCUGACAGAAUCGGGCAGCGAGAUAUUCUAUCUGGGCUCCGUAUCAAAACCUUGAGUAGCCUCGUCUAACCGAGCGGCUGUCAUUUAGUCAACCAGUAUCACCCCGAUUGUGGGACUAGAAGCUACGCCAUUUUAUUCCUUUGUUGUCUCUAGCCGCGAUACCGUAUAAUACGAAACAUACCCAGGAAAAGACAAAUAAGGACCUACUAAUCGUAUAUUGUUAUCAGCUUCAUGUGUAGGAGCAGUGAUAGUAGCUGCCAUUGCAGACAGAUGUGCUCAGAGCUCAAAUUCUAUAUCUAGAAAUGCUUUGAUUGUUGUUCAUUUUGUGCAUCGAGUAGAUAAAGCCACAACACUUUAAUGACAAAAGCAUCAGAUCAACAGAAAACUUCGAACUAGGCAGACGUCCUCUGGGGUAACAUUUUGGAGAUAUUUUCCCAACCUUGCUCUUUCUGCUGUUUGGAUUUCACGAUUUGCUCCCUGUCUACUAUUGUUCGUCUUGAAAGAAGGGAGUUUAUUUUGCAGCCUGAUAAAAGUGCAAAAUCGGACGCAUUCCUCCACAUCAACCCCUGAAUGCAGUGACGUCACAAUGACCAAGAUCUGGAUUUCUCGGUGACAUCACAGCAGGAGACAUGCGUUUCUGUAACUCUACAAGAAAACGUCUCUGAACACAUAGUAUUGCAUUGCACAAACCAUUAUCAGCGCCUAAUAACAACGUGAGAGUCAUCUGUCAUCAUCUCAAAUUGGUGUAUAACUCUAAAAUCUCAACCGUGCCUCACGUAACAGUCGGAAAGUGAGAAAAACAGAAACAUCACCAACCCCCCCAAAAGAUGCUCAGAUCCCCGGAAAAAGACCUCCCGGCCCGAGUGCAACCCAUGACGUACGACGAACGUCUACAAGAAGAACUCAAACUAAAGAUGUCCACGGAACCGUCCACCCGCCACUCGCCCUUCCACCCACCCGCGAGAGUCCUCGACCAUCUGAGCCUGGCGCCACACCUCCAUCCACUGACCUACUUAUACGGCGGCCUGGGUCACCUGUCCGCUGCCUGGACGGCGGAGCACCUCAAGUCGUGCCAGGCUGGCCUCUCAGGAGUCCUGGCCCCGGCCGCUACAGUGGCGGGCAGUGCGUUCAGCAUUGACAGUAUCUUGAACAGGCCGGGACCCGCGGCCUUCACCGCUCACAGGCCGGCCCCGUACUUCCCCUACCCAGGCCUACACGCCUCGCCGCAUGACCUGUUAGCUGGCCAGGGCCGGAAGCCAGAAGCGGAAGCGGCGUCAUCGGACCAUCUUCACGGAGGAGCAGCUGGAGAAGUUGGAGGAGACCUUCCAGAGGACGCACUACCCUGACGUCAUGAUGAGGGAGGAGCUCGCCUCCAAGGUCGACCUCAAGGAGGAGAGGGUGGAGGUGUGGUUUAAAAACCGAAGGGCAAAAUGGAGAAAGCAGAAACGAGAACUGGAGGCAGCCGAGAGACGGGGCGGCGACGGUGGCGCGGGAUCAUCGUCUGCUAAGACAACAUCGGCAGAUGAAGCGGAAGUGAGCAAAGCGUCCACUUCCGGAGAAGAAGCCGAGAGGGAGGAUUCCAUCUGUGUUGACGGAGAAGAGGAAGAAUAUGAUAUAGACGAUGAGAGAUCGCAAGACAGACCACCACAUCAUCAUGAGAACGACUCAGUUUUCUCACCUGAUGCGGGUUCUAGUCUACAGCAGAAACUGGUACCGUCAGCAACCUCCUCCACUUCACAUACGCCGCUCGGCGCUGUACACGGACCACACACCACCACGCAUGCGUCACCCCACGGUCUGUUGAUCCCGUCUGCCUCAUCAACGCCGUGCAAAAGUCCCAUCAGUCGACCUCCUAACGCCCUCAGCCCGGUGGCUCCUCCGAUCUCUUCCGCUCUCUCCUCCUCCUCUCCCUCCUCCUCCUCCAUCCACCCCGGUAAACUCCGAGUUUUCCACCAUAGCAGAGGAGAGGACAUUGAGGAGGAUGAGGAGAGGUCAAGGGUGAGCCACGAUGACCUUUCAGAAGAGGAGUUGUCACCAUAACAGAGCAAGCAGAUGUGAUCCUCCUGACUACACUCGAGUUUUGGUGAUGCUAUUCAUACAUGUUCUCUGUCCAACUCCCAUUUAUGGAUGACGUCAUUUGGGACCUCACUGUCGUGGUGUGCCAACUGAUCAAACGCUAAACAGCAACAUGUUGUUUAUUGUUGUUUUGACAGCUUAAUCUGAACACUUAAUAGUUGCCCAGACUGAUUGAAGAAAAACAUUCCAUUUUGAUGAAAUGUCAUUUACGGAGGCACCAGCUGUCUGCGAGUGGAGCAUGUUUUAGUCACAGUGGGAAACGAGAGAACAUAUCAGGGUCUUUCGAAAAUAGUUGUAGUUUCCUCUGGAAAGCAUAACUGUCACAAUGUUUUGCCAACUUCAAUUAGGGUAACCAAAUUAUUUGUAUGUACACUACCGUACAUAUAUAAAAUGGAUUAAAAACAGAGUUUACGCUGGACAUUUCAGGCAUUCUUGCAAGCUGUUGCAACUCGAAGGUAACGCUUUCUACACUUUGAAGGAAGUCGGAAAAGGAGAUUGUUCGAGAUGUGUCGUCUUUGAUUCAGCAACUCAUGACAAUCGCUCUCUGCUCUUUGUGACACAAUAAGACGCACAGAUUUUGCAAAGGGACCCUACCAUGACAAAUGUUCAUUUAAAGCUCUUCGUCUUUACUGAACGAAGUAAAGACACGAAAGAGGAAAAAAAAA
Aplysia californica (California sea hare) is the source of this 2786-nucleotide messenger RNA. RefSeq names its product cone-rod homeobox protein. The record is from RefSeq and is a predicted model, not a curated record. Gene Ontology annotation, molecular function: RNA polymerase II transcription regulatory region sequence-specific DNA binding; DNA-binding transcription factor activity, RNA polymerase II-specific. Gene Ontology annotation, biological process: regulation of transcription by RNA polymerase II. NCBI's taxonomy places the organism in Eukaryota, Metazoa, Mollusca, Gastropoda, Aplysiida, Aplysiidae.